AAAAAAGGAUGAUGUGCCCUCAAGGGUCUUCUAUGUACUCUAGAGGUUUAAUUUAGGAUCAAUUAGGAACGAUUUGUCUACACAUUAUGGCAGGCGGGAAAACAAACAAAUUCUUUAGCAACUUUGGCACAUUUAGCUAUAAGCGUUUAAAUUUAGCGGUCUUUUCGUCUCUUAUGCUGGUUCAGCUCUCAAAAUGGUCACUCAAAAGGGAUGUGAAACUAGAACACAUGUGCGCAGAUGCCGAGAAGAUUUCUGGGAAUGCUGCCCUCAAGAAGUUUGACUCUAGAGGUUUCUGGGCGAUUUUAGAGAGUAAAGACCCUGAAAAGGGUGACGUCUACGCCAAGAAAUUGCAUUCCAAAUCCAAUGCAACGAUCUGGGAAUCCAUCAUUACCUACAAGAAUGAGCCAUAUCUACUAAAGAGAGAUAUUAUAAACUUUAUAUCACCAUCGCAUGAUGAAACUUUUGAUGUAGAGUCAUCAUGGGAAAUCCAAAAAACUGUACCAACCACAUCUGGAUCUGGAAAUGAUAUAACUCCAGAAACCUAUCGCCGAGGAAAAAGAAUGAUACUUUUACUUUUGAUGGGAUCAAUUUAUUCCCUCUAUUACUUUUCCUCCAUGUACUUUAGAUUCAAAAAAAUGUUACCAUGCAUAUCAUUCAUAAAACACACUUGUAAGAAUGCCCCUCAAAUUUCGAACACUGUUGGUAAAGGCGCCAAAAUAAAAGCAAUAGAUGGUAAAAUUAGCCCAAACUAUUUCGAUGGAACUGUGAUCCUCGCAGGGGAAAAAGAUUUGACAAUUAAAAUGGUAACAUGUAGAAGCGGUGAUAAACCAUUUGAACUGCUCAAACUUAAAAUAAUGUGA
Theileria equi strain WA is the source of this 860-nucleotide messenger RNA. RefSeq lists its product as hypothetical. The transcript is spliced from 10 exons. The coding region runs from base 87 to 860 and encodes 257 amino acids. NCBI's taxonomy places the organism in Eukaryota, Apicomplexa, Aconoidasida, Piroplasmida, Theileriidae. The record is from RefSeq and is a predicted model, not a curated record.